This is a messenger RNA of Kickxella alabastrina, 1259 nucleotides long. RefSeq lists its product as uncharacterized. The record is from RefSeq and is a predicted model, not a curated record. Bases 145 to 1212 code for a protein of 355 amino acids. The transcript has a single exon. NCBI's taxonomy places the organism in Eukaryota, Fungi, Kickxellomycota, Kickxellomycetes, Kickxellales, Kickxellaceae.
GUCACUGCUGCCUGGUAGAAAUUAAAAACAAACAACACAAAAAAGUAUUGCGCCAUAUUUUACCCUCUUUACUUUACUAAUAUUUUGCACGUCAAAUAUUUUAUUCUAACUAUUUAUGUGACAUUUUAUUCUUUUUUUUGUCCAAUGGCUCAGUACAUUUCCUCCUUCUAUUCAUCAUCCAGCACCAUGUCCAACGCGGCUCAUGCCCACCAGCAGGAUACCCGCAAUGCCAUGGGUGCACCACCAGUCUAUGCCAAUCCAGACGCAAACCGUCUGAUUACUCUAGCCAUCAAGCAGGCCCAGGUCGACUAUGAAAAGACCAAAGCAGACCACAAAAGGAUGCAAGCAAUCAUUGCAGACGAACUGGUCGCAAUCAAUGCUGAGUGCCAGGCUGAGAUUGAACGCGUCAAGGCCAAGUACGCUGAAAAGGCCGAUGCGCUCCAGUUGGAAGAACACGAGUGCGCGCAAAAGUUGGGCGAGGCUAAGAGCAGGCUGCUAGAGCUGCAGCGGAAUGCCCUGACCCUGGUUGAGGACGCAUUUGGCGAUCUCUUGGAGAUUGGAGUCUUGGAUUAUCGUGUGCUGCCCAGUGGAGAUGUCGCUCAGGAGGCUGUCAAUGAGCCUUUGCAGGCGCACGCCGCCCGUGUACUGCCCUCUGGAGAAGAGGCGAAUGUUGCAGUUUGUCCUCAGGAUCAGCGCUGUGUGCCUGCAACUGCAGCUGCGGCUGAGGCUGUGGUGCAGGUUGGUUCCCAGCCACUGUCCCCAGUCGAGCUUGCCCGGGCACGCGAUGUCUUUGGCUGCUACAACGCGAAAUGGGCUGUUUUCGACCAGAAAACGCUUAUUUUGGUCGAGGCCCGGUGCAAACUCACGCAGGCACGGAUUGGCUUUAAUCACGUUAAGGCCGAGCUGACUCGAAUUCUUCCGGCCAAAAUCAAUAUCCACCAUUUGUCCAAGGUCUCAAAGAAAAAGACUGAGUUGCUUGUGGAUGUGAUGGACCAGCCAGAGAUUUGCUGGCGUUUAUUCCAAGAAGGUUGGGCCGUUGGUGAUGUUAAGGACCCGGAAAACAUAUUUGCCAAUUGCUGUAAUACCAAGACAGAGAAGAUUAAUGAGCUGAAGCUGCGCUAUAAGAAGGAGUGCAAUUCAGUUAGCAAUAUUGGUGUUUCGGCAUACUAUAUGUAUUGCAUUAAGCAACUGCAUAAGCACUUUAGCUCAUAAUUGUUUUAUUUAUUUAUUCAUUCAUUCAUUCAACAAUUCAGCAUUAA